Molecule: messenger RNA, 420 nt
Organism: Indicator indicator
Lineage: Eukaryota; Metazoa; Chordata; Aves; Piciformes; Indicatoridae
Product: mamu class II histocompatibility antigen, DR alpha chain-like
Biological process (GO): peptide antigen assembly with MHC class II protein complex; positive regulation of T cell activation; immunoglobulin production involved in immunoglobulin-mediated immune response
Cellular component (GO): membrane; MHC class II protein complex
Molecular function (GO): MHC class II protein complex binding
Source: RefSeq, a predicted model, not a curated record
AUGGGGGCUGGGAGAGUGGGGGUCACGAUCCACCAGGCUGAGUUCCAGCAGUGGUUUGGGCCACAGCAGCAGGGGGAGGGGCAGUUCCUGGUGGCCAUCAGUCCUGAUGAGAUCUUCCAUGUGGACCUGCAGAAGCAGGAGACCAUCUGGCACCCGCCUGAGUAUGGGGCCUUGGCCACCUCCUUCGAGGCCCAGGGAGCUCUGCAGAGCAGCAUCUUGGGCAAGUCCUGGAUGGACUUCCCAGAGCAGCAACCCAACAUCUCCCAGAGCCCUUUGGUGCCACCCAAGGUGAAGGUGCUCCCCAAGCACCGAGUGGAGCUGGGGGACCCCAAGGUCUUGACCUGCUACGUGGACAAGUUCUGGCCACCCCUGGUCUUCAUCAGCUGGCUGAGGAAAGGGCAGGAGGUGACAGAUGAGUAA